GUAAAGGGCGCCAUUCGUAGAAGUAGACUGGUUGUAUUUCUUUUUUGGGACUAGUGUGGUCCGAUGCUAUUGACUUUAUGCCUGGACGCCUACAUUUCAGCUUCCCUCCAGUGAACGGCAUAGGAUCUACAAUGUUCUAUUAGAGGCGAGGAUAAAAGUAGUAUUUUAUUACGCUGCAACUUUUGACAACACGGCCAAGGUGCCACAUUGAAAGUAAAUACUUCCAUCUAUUACCCCCAGUCUGAUGAUGGAGCAACUUCAGAACCACCGAGAAAGCAGCUUCCAUGAUGAUUUGACCACUGGAGGGAUUUGCUUCAGUUGUGAACAAAUCUUUUCUACUCAGCAAUUUUUGGAGGAACACGUGUGCCCUUUUACGAGUCACAUCUGCACUUGUGGAACUGAGUUUGCCGCGUACGAAGACAUGCUCUCUCACAACGUCACGCACGAACCGGGACAACAGGUGCUGCAUCACGAAACGAUAAAAAAGCGCCGAUUUGAAAAGCACAUAGAAGAAGAGGAGCAGCUGAAACGCUUCAAGUCGGGUGAAGUUGUCUGGAAGGCGGAAGGUGCUUCUAUGUGGGCAAAACAGUCUCCCUCGGCAUCAGCUUAUAAGACUUCUAUUUCGAAACAGACGUCCACGGCCUCAUCUAACGCUGGCCAAGGUGGCUUAAACAUGAAGAGUACGUUUUCUAGUGUGGGCGCGCCAACAGUAGAUCUUUGGACAAUUUACCAGCCCGUGGUGUUGGUGAAAACGAUCCGUAAGUGGAACCAGUGGAAGCCGUACACUUGCGGUAAAUGCGGGGAAAGUUUUAUCACCAAGCGCACGUUGUUUUCACACACUAAUACUCACAUUGCUGACAAAAUCUCUGGCUGCAUCGGAUGUGGGCUGCUGCUUUCCAGCCGAAAGUUCGUGCCUCGCUUCCACACGUGUAACUUCCCCAGCACCACAGCCAAACUCAAACUCAUCACAGCCAGACCACUCAAUUUCAAGCGUCCCAUCACAGAAAUAGACCUGACUCAAAGCCCGCUUAAGUCUUCCAAUGCGGACAACCAAAAGAGCCGGAUGCUUCAAGUCACCUCGGCCUUGCAGUUGAAAAAUCUAAACGUGCGAACGUACGGCAAAGUUGCUCCGGGAGUUCGCGCCAUGCCUACCCAGCCGUUCAAACAUGACAAUUCCGCACUGAGCGCCCCGCAGAAAAGCAGCUGGAAGCAUUCGCGCUCACCCGUGACCAAGAGCACAAACCUGAUCCAACCCGUGGAGACGUCCGCCAGGGGAGCCGACUUCACGUGUCGAGUGUGCCACGUCGUCUUUGAGAGCACGCAGAUGUUACAGAGGCACAAAUGUCCCAAAGCCGACGAAUUUUUGGCCAGACACGGCCGCAUCGGGAAGAUGAUCAAUCCCAGACAGGAUGUGGUGGUACCCAAGCCCCCUGUGACUCGGGUGAACGGUGAGAGAAGUCACAAGUUCUCAGCGGACGCCAAGAAACAAGUCCCUACCGACAAAGAGCAAAGCGCGGAAAAUGUGGUUACAGCUGACGAUAUGGAAGAUGAUUGUUACAUUGUGGAAACCGGACAAGAAAAAACAUCGGAAAUGAUCUACCAGGUCACUUCGUCUGUCCCCAUCAAAACUUGACCAGUUUGCACAUCGUCUGUUUAUGUUCAUUCCAAAGGAGUCACGUUUCCUGACGUCUUCCGUACUUUGAAAAUUCAUGUAUGUGCGGUUACCUGUUUAGAUUUGAUAGAAUUAAAUAUGAAUUUGAAUCUGGCUGCAUCCUUUGUGUCGGGACAGAACAUCUGAAUGCUCCAAGUUUUUCUAUUUGGACAUUAGAUUAUGAACUCAACCAAUAAUGUAAAGAUGAGAUGUGAGGUGUAUUAUACAUUUCUUUUUCUAAAUAGUUUAGUGUGACCUAGAUGUGUUGGGCUUUGUUUCACUCCCGUGACCAUAUUCCUUUGGUUCAUUUUAAGUGAACGUUGUGUGUUAUUAAAAUGUAUUUUUAAAUUCUGAUGUUUAAUUUUUUAAUGUAGUUACUGCACUGUUCACCAAAUUAUCUAACGAGUGAUUAAUGCAUUGUCGAGUGCAUUGUAAUAACUUUUUCAUCACCCUUCGACUUCCACUUGAUUUCCAAAAUUCCAACAGUACGUGAAGUGCACACUUCAUACGCAAGAUGUGAUAUUGUAAUGCCCUCGACGUGCUGGUGCAAAUUCGUCGCUUUUUAUUGAACCGCAAAUAAUUAACACAUUUAUACACGACGGUGGUCACAACUCACGCCCAUACACUCCACUCACACACUUUUGCAGACACCCCCUUACUAAUCUUUCGUGCACUCAUUGUCAACGUCAUUUCCUGCUCAACCGGGGGCCCCGCCCUCUCACUUCCCAUAAUAAACAAUAACAAACAUUCUAAUUUCCUUUGACGUAGCUUUGUGCCACCGAACCGACCUGGCAACUCAAAGGUGCUAAAAGAUGCUUAGGUCGGGAUUAGUUUAAGUAGUCCAGUAGACUAGUGAAUGUAGUUGUAGGUUUGUAAAACAGCCUUAACGCUGCUUUUUGCUUCAUGCUAAGUCGCUAGCAAGCCGCCACUGACGGCUACCAAAGGACCAGUGUUGACACCCACUCAGGCAAGCACUUUGACUAUUUUUUCAAAUAAAAAAAUACUCACUAAACAAUAGCAGCAACUAAUUAUGUCUAAUGAAGCCAUGUCAAUUUUUCUUUACCGUUCGUGAUUGUUGUUGGCAUCCUGCCCACCAUAUGCAUGCAAACGCCUUUGUUGUUUAAUUCUGGUUUUGAGAUGAAUAGCAAAAAAGAAAGCCUUAGGAACAAGGCUGCUGUCCUGACAUGUUACUCAAAACAUUCGGGAUGGUGCUGUAAAAUCGACUCAGUGAGACGAUAGACCUUCUAAUCUCUGUUAAUUCUACAGACUCGUGACAGGAGUAACAUUUCCUUCAGCAGGAGUGACCAGUAUAGGCCGGUGUUGAUACAAUAUCAGUGGUCAUUUAUAAAAACAACUGAGAAGGGGUUAACCAAAAAUGGCAUCAAAAAGAAAAUCAUAUCCUGCAGGUUACAAGUUGCUUGUAGUAAAAUAUGCAGCCGAAAACGGUAAUCGAGCAGCAGAAAGAAUGUUUGGAGUUAAUGAGAAACUUGUAAGGGACUGGCGAAAAGCGGAGGUUACUCUUACUGAAAUGAAGAUAACAAAAAAAGCCAAUCGUGGGCUGAAAGCUAGGUGGCCACAGAUAGAGGAACGACUUCGCACAUGGGUUCUUGAACAAUGUGCUGCCGGGAGACGCUUGUCAACAGUGCAGUUGCAUCUCCAUGCCCAGGUAAUUGCCAAGGAGAUGAAUAUAAAUGACUUUGUUGGAGGACCUUCUUGGUGUUAUCGCUUCAUGCAACGCAAUCAAGUCUCUAUCAGAGAAAGGAAAAAGAUGUCCCAAAAAUUGCCAGCAGACUUCGAUGUCGACCGUUUCCGUGAGUUCAUUGAGAGUCAUCUGCCUGGAAAUACAGACUGUAUUGAGGAGAGCCACGAUUUUGAAAUGGGGGGAAAAAAUGACACAUCCAUGUAAACUUUUAUCUGCAUCUCCCUCAUCAGUGACUCUGAAAUUCCAAGAAACUCUUAAAUCUGAAAGACCUGUUGAGAGCAAAAGGCAACCUAUUACUGCCUCGCAAUUAGGGAUGCAAAGGCUGAAAUGGCACCUGCAAGUGUGUGUCACUUGAAAACAGGCCAUCAUGCAGGCGGAGCGACGAAUGAAAAGAGGGCAUCCGAGAAAAAUAGAACGCUCAAAGCUGAAGGACAAAAUGUUUGCUACUACUUCUGCAGAACUUGUGCCGGAUCAACAUGAUUAAAUUAAAUAUGUGAUGUGAGGUGUGUUAUGAAUCUCUUGUUCGUUUUCUAAAUACAGUUUAGUGUGAUCUAAAUGUGUUGGGCUUUAAAUUCCACUUCCGUUCCUUUGGUUCAUUUUAAGGGAACUUUGUGUAAUAUUAAAGUGUAUUUUGAAAUUCUAA
Syngnathus typhle (broad-nosed pipefish) is the source of this 3996-nucleotide messenger RNA. RefSeq lists its product as uncharacterized. The record is from RefSeq and is a predicted model, not a curated record. The transcript is spliced from 4 exons. Bases 245 to 1633 code for a protein of 462 amino acids. NCBI's taxonomy places the organism in Eukaryota, Metazoa, Chordata, Actinopteri, Syngnathiformes, Syngnathidae.